Messenger RNA from Drosophila erecta, 1187 nucleotides. RefSeq lists its product as uncharacterized. The coding region runs from base 45 to 1043 and encodes 332 amino acids. The transcript has 5 exons. The record is from RefSeq and is a predicted model, not a curated record. Lineage: Eukaryota; Metazoa; Arthropoda; Insecta; Diptera; Drosophilidae.
AGGAGCAGCGGCAGAUAUUGCGAUUGUAGCGGCAACAAAUAGACAUGGCCAGCCAAAGGAUACAGAGCCGGCCAGAAGAAGGACGAAAAGGACGAAGAGUGAGCAGCGCCUGCCGACCGGGAGCCUUGCAUACGGCAUUCAGUAUGCUGGCGUUGAGCUGGAUUAUAAUCUCAGAGUUAUUGCUCAGUGCUCACUGCCUGAAGGACCUGAAGAUAUUCGUACCGGAGGCCGUAUUAAUGGGAAAUGCAGCGACAUUGUCUUGUCAAUACGAUUUGGAGCAGGCGGCGCUAUACGCGGUACGCUGGUACUUUGGACAGGAGGAGUUCUACCGCUACGUUCCCCGCGAGGCCAAGCCCACAUUUGUCUUCGCCGUCGCAGGCAUUAAUGUUGAUCUCGCCAAUUCGGAUGCCACGUCGGUGACGUUGAAGGGUGUCACCCGGGAGUUGAGCGGCAGCUAUCAGUGCGAGGUUUCCGAGGACGCACCGCUCUUCCACACCGAGAUUCGAUCGGCCCACAUGCAGGUGAUUGAGCUGCCCAAAGACGAUCCGGUGAUUCAGGUGGACAAGAAGGUGAUUGGCGUGAACGACAACUUGAAGGCUGUGUGCACAGUGGGUCCUUCGUAUCCGCCGGCCAACAUCUCCUGGAUCAUCAACGGGUUCGAGGUCCGCAGGACGCCGCUGCAGCGCAUCUCGCAGAACACCCACGAGGGCUCCACCACGUACUCCUCGCUGGAAAUCUACGCGAACAGCCAGGCGCUGCAGGGCUUCUUCGAGACGAAGUACCAGCACAGCGUGAACCUGCAGUGCGUGGUGACCAUCCGGCACAUGUACCACAAGGUCGUGGCGCAGAGGAUCGGUCUGAAUGCGGCGCCGCCGACGACCAUAUCGCCGAAUCUGCUGGGACUGGAGGGUUCCAAGCGGUAUGCCAACGGAGAUCCUGACAACUCGGCGCUCACAGGCGCCUCGCAGCGCUGCUGCAUUUGCUGCGGAGCCUUUGGCGCGAUUUCGCUGGCGAUUUUCACACUGGCCAUGGCGCAUCUGUGACCGCAGCGGGCCGCUUAAAUCCGCCAUGGAAAACGCCAUGCAAAUGCAGCCGGACAAGUCACCUCCAAGGAUGAAACAACAGCGCGAGCUGUGUAAUUAAAAAAUAACAAAACAGAACGAGUGCUUGAUGGCAGAAAAAAACAG